AUGAAUAUAUUUGAUCGGAAGAUUAACUUUGAUGCACUCUUUAAAUUUUCCCACAUAACCCCCUCGACACAGCAGCACCUGAAGAAGGUUUAUGCCAGUUUUGCCCUCUGUAUGUUUGUGGCGGCUGCGGGGGCCUAUGUCCAUGUGGUCACCCAUUUCAUUCAGGCUGGCCUGCUGUCUGCCUUGGGCUCUUUGGGGUUGAUGAUUUGGCUGAUGGCAACACCUCACAGCCAUGAAACUGAGCAAAAAAGACUGGGACUUCUGGCUGGAUUUGCUUUCCUUACAGGAGUUGGCCUGGGCCCUGCUCUGGACUUGUGCAUUGCCAUCAACCCCAGCAUCCUUCCCACUGCCUUCAUGGGCACAGCAAUGAUCUUCACCUGCUUUACCCUGAGUGCACUCUAUGCCAGGCGCCGUAGCUACCUCUUUCUAGGAGGUAUCUUGAUGUCAGCCAUGAGCCUGAUGCUCUUGUCUUCCCUGGGGAACCUUUUCUUCGGAUCUGUUUGGCUUUUCCAGGCAAACCUGUAUUUGGGGCUGGUGGUCAUGUGUGGCUUUGUCCUUUUUGAUACUCAACUCAUUAUUGAAAAGGCUGAAAAUGGAGAUAAAGAUUAUAUCUGGCACUGCGUUGACCUCUUCUUAGAUUUCGUAACUCUCUUCAGAAAGCUCAUGAUGAUCCUGGCUAUGAAUGAGAAGGAUAAGAAGAAGAAGAAGUGA
Molecule: messenger RNA, 711 nt
Organism: Rangifer tarandus platyrhynchus (Svalbard reindeer)
Lineage: Eukaryota; Metazoa; Chordata; Mammalia; Artiodactyla; Cervidae
Source: the annotation of a GenBank genome assembly